Eublepharis macularius is the source of this 2315-nucleotide messenger RNA. It is a transcript of the gene AHCY, whose product is annotated as adenosylhomocysteinase. Lineage: Eukaryota; Metazoa; Chordata; Lepidosauria; Squamata; Eublepharidae. Gene Ontology annotation, molecular function: adenosylhomocysteinase activity. Gene Ontology annotation, biological process: L-methionine cycle. The record is from RefSeq and is a predicted model, not a curated record. Gene Ontology annotation, cellular component: cytosol. The transcript is spliced from 10 exons. Bases 89 to 1390 code for a protein of 433 amino acids.
UAAAGCCCGCUUUUUGCCGCCCGCCGCUUUUUCUCCCCUUCCUCUUUUACUCCGGCGUUCUCCCGCUCCCGCUGCAAAAAACUCCAGCAUGUCGGACAAGCUGCCCUACAAAGUUGCUGACAUCAGCCUUGCAGACUGGGGUCGCAAGGCCCUUGAGAUUGCUGAGAAUGAGAUGCCGGGGUUGAUGAAGAUGCGGGAGAUGUAUUCUACGACAAAGCCACUGAAAGGAGCUCGAAUUGCUGGUUGCCUACACAUGACUGUGCAGACCGCAGUUCUAAUUGAAACUCUGGUGGCGCUAGGUGCUGAGGUGCAGUGGUCGAGUUGCAACAUUUUCUCCACUCAAGAUCAUGCUGCUGCAGCUAUUGCCAAAACUGGAGUUCCUGUGUUUGCAUGGAAAGGGGAAACAGAUGAGGAGUACAUCUGGUGCAUCGAACAGACGCUCUUUUUUAAGGAUGGACAGCCCUUGAAUAUGAUUCUAGACGAUGGCGGGGACCUCACCAACUUGGUUCAUACCAAACAUCCACAGCUCUUGAAAGGAAUCAAAGGAGUCUCUGAGGAGACUACUACUGGGGUCCAUAACCUCUAUAAAAUGCAGGCCAAUGGGACUCUGAAGUUGCCAGCCAUCAAUGUUAACGACUCUGUCACCAAGAGUAAGUUUGAUAACCUUUAUGGCUGCAGAGAAUCGCUUAUUGAUGGCAUUAAGCGUGCUACAGAUGUCAUGAUUGCUGGGAAAGUGGCCAUUGUGGCAGGUUAUGGCGAUGUUGGCAAGGGCUGCGCUCAAGCCCUGAGAAACUUUGGUGCCAGGGUCAUCAUCACAGAAAUUGAUCCCAUCAAUGCUCUGCAAGCAGCCAUGGAAGGUUAUGAAGUUACGACAAUGGAAGAGGCCUGCAAAGAAGGCAACAUUUUUGUUACCACUACUGGAUGUACAGAUAUCAUACAGGGAAGGCAUUUUGAGCAGAUGAAAGAUGAUUCCAUUGUAUGUAACAUUGGGCAUUUUGAUGUGGAACUCGAUGUGAAGUGGCUGAAUGAAAAUGCAGUGGAAACUGUGAACAUUAAACCUCAGGUGGACCGCUAUACACUGAAAAAUGGCCGCCACAUCAUACUUCUCGCAGAAGGCAGGCUGGUGAACUUGGGGUGUGCCAUGGGUCAUCCUAGCUUUGUCAUGAGCAACUCAUUUACCAACCAGGUGCUGGCACAGAUAGAGCUUUGGACAAAUCCUGGCAAAUAUGCAGUAGGUGUCCAUAUCCUGCCGAAAAAGCUGGAUGAAGCUGUAGCCGCUGCUCAUCUGGAUAAGUUGUGUGUGAAACUGACAAAACUGAGUGAUAAGCAGGCCAAGUACCUGGGUCUACCAAAGGAUGGUCCCUUCAAACCAGAGCAUUACAGAUACUGAGCAGCUAGUGGGGACCAAAGAUCUCAAGAUGCAGAGACAGAAAUCCGAAGUACUUGCUUCCCCGCUGGGGUUCAGAGAACAGCUCCUCCCCUUGUCAUGUGUAGGCACACUUCAUAGCACUUCUCUUUGCCACAGGUCUCUCCCCCUCCCCUCCACAUGGGGGGCAAGGACUGUGUAUUUCUGUACGCCUCAAUCUAGAUUAUUCUCAUCAUGGUGCCAGGUCAAAUCCACCUAGCAAUCCCAUUUCCCUGGUGGGGAUGGGAGAAGUCUGCUUUCACCCUCCACCUCCCACCACCACUCACCUGGUCAGCGAGGGAGAAGGGCAUGGGAACGGGCCUCUCUGGCAUGCUCCCAGGGGGUGGCAUGAUGCUGCCCUGAGAGUGCACGCGUGCUUUGCAGCGGGUCAAUUUGGGUCCCCAAUGGGGCCAGUUUGAAGCCCAAAUUGGCCUGUUGCAAAGUGUGCAUGUGCUCCUGCAAGAUGAUGUCACCUGGACGUGAUGUCAUUGCGCGGGGGUGAAUCAUGCUGGGGACACAACAAAGGUAAGCCCCAGGUUCCCAGGACAGUAAGGGGACCUUGCACCCCUAAAUCCACCUCAGCUGGGAACAUCUUAAUAAAUCACUGUAUAUACCUAAUUGUAGACAUUGCAUGCUAGUUUUUGUUGCAAUGCGGUUCCACUUUGGCUUGCUCAUCCUAGUAAGAACAUCUGUAGAAGUAUCUCAAAAGAUAAUCUCUGGCAGCAACUUCUUCAUGUGUAAUGAGACUGGUUCCAAAAGCCAAGGGACAGGUUGGAGGUGGGGAAACACUUACGUAAUGUUAGUUCUCUGAACAUACCAGUGGGGAAUGUCUGUUGUGGCCUAGCUUUGUGGCCUAGCUUUUGUAUCUUGUACCUUGUCCUAAUGUCAUAAAUUGAGUUUGUUAAAAAUC